This is a messenger RNA of Bicyclus anynana (squinting bush brown), 1965 nucleotides long. RefSeq names its product glutamate receptor ionotropic, delta-2. Gene Ontology annotation, cellular component: membrane. The record is from RefSeq and is a predicted model, not a curated record. Lineage: Eukaryota; Metazoa; Arthropoda; Insecta; Lepidoptera; Nymphalidae. The transcript has 9 exons. Gene Ontology annotation, molecular function: glutamate-gated receptor activity. Bases 79 to 1887 code for a protein of 602 amino acids.
GCCUGAUAUUGAAAUUUCCUUUAAGAUUUUCAGGUAGCUUCAGAAGUCAAGACCAACGUAGAUAUUAAUUUGUUCAGAAUGAUUUUACUUCCUGAAGCUUUAUUACCUAUUGAAAUAUUGUUGCAAAUGAUAAUAAAAAAGUCUCUCGCGUCCUCCUAUUGCAUAACGAUGGUUUCAGAAGUGUUAUUGAAAGUUCAUGUGCCUAAUAGUUUGAUGUACAUUGAUGGAAAUAAUACUGAAAGCCUUGUUGAGCUUAUGCUGAACGCAUCGGAGGCAGGUUGUUCCGAUUACAUCAUACAAAUAAAAGAACCAAAAGAUUUUAUUGUUGCUUUUGAUAAGGUUGUGCAUAUGGGAAACAUUAGAAGGAGCGAUAGAAGAGUAAUUAUACUACCACCGAAAUACAUUAGUGAUGAAAACGUGUUCUCCCAUGAUUUGCUUGAAAUUUUGUCUCUACGAGAAACAUCUUAUAUUACAAAUGUGCUGCUGGUAGUACCUACGAAAAAAACACUUAAAUGUGAAUCUUAUGAAUUAAUCACACACAAAUUUGUUGGGAUCGAUAACAAUAAGGAACCUAUGCUUUUAGACAGAUGGGAUUCAUGCACAAACUCAUUCGAAAACAACGUUAAUUUAUUUCCUCAUGAUUUGUCUAAUUUACAAGGCAAAACAGUUAAAGUGGCUGGGUUUACCUACAAACCGUAUGUUCUCCUAGAUCUUGACACAAAACUUAUGCCGCUUGGUCGUGAUGGAAUGGAAAUGAGAAUCGUUGAUGAAUUUUGCAGAUGGAUUAACUGUACCGUUGAAAUGGUGAGAGAUGAUGAACACGAAUGGGGCGAAAUUUAUGAUAACUCAACAGGUGUCGGUGUUAUAGGGAAUGUUUUCGAAGACAGAGCCGAUCUUGGUAUAACUGCACUUUAUUCGUGGUUCGAAGAAUAUGUUGUUAUGGAUUUUUCAGCCCCAAUAAUAAGAACUGCUAUAACAUGCAUAGCACCAUCACCGAGUUUGUUGGCCAGCUGGGAAAUGCCAUUACUGCCUUUUAGCGUGUAUAUGUGGGCUGGAAUAAUAUUUACAUUCUUGUAUGCUUCUGUGGCUCUUACGAUAGCUAAAGGAUUCUCAACAGAUGAAGUUUUCCUCACAACAUUUGGAAUUAUGUUAACUCAGUCGCGGCCUGACGCCAGUUUUAGAUCCUGGCGCAUUCGUAGUGUUAUCGGAUGGAUGAUGAUGACUGGCUUGGUCAUUGAUAACGCCUACGGAGGUGGGCUAGCUUCGACCUUCACAGUGCCGAAGUAUGAAAAAUCUAUCGACACGAUAGAGGAUAUCGUCAACAGACAGUUGGAGUGGGGAGCCACUCACGAUGCUUGGAUAUUCUCGUUGAUGCUUUCGCAGGAGCCUUUGAUCAAGCAAUUACUCAGUUUAUUUCGCACGUAUCCAUCAGAGGAGUUAAUGCAGAAAAGUUUUCGAAAAAGUAUGGCUUUUAGCAUCGAGAAAUUACCCGCAGGGUACUUUGCAAUUGGAGAAUAUAUUACGAAGGAAGCCUCUUUGGACUACACAAUAAUGAUAGAUAAAUUUUAUUAUGAACAAUGUAUCGUUAUGUUGCGCAAAAGUUCACCUUACACUGACAAAUUGAAUGUACUCAUUGGGCGCUUGCAUGAAUCUGGACUAAUGCUUGCAUGGGAGACUCAGGUUGCUUUACGUUACUUGGACUACAAAGUACAGUUGGAAGUAAAACUAUCACGUUCAAAGAGAGAUGUCGAAAAUAUUGAAGCGUUAGGUUUAAGACAUGUAAUGGGAAUAUUCUUCAUAUAUGGAGCAGGUGCCGUAAUUUCGUGUCUAGUUUUUAUUAUGGAAAUUUUGAUCCACAGGAAAAGUAGAAAAAUAUCUAUAAAUUAGUCAUCAAAACCAACCUUGACAUACCUACCUACAUACAUUUUCAUUACUUAUUAGUUUAUAGUGGUUCAUAAUUGUUAA